AUGUCUUCUUUGAGUACAACAAGUUUUCGCAAGAAGGCUCGUGUUAAAAUUGGACAGAUACUGGGGACAAAGCCUUCAUUAUACAACAACCAGUUGCUCAUUUCUACAGGGAUUCCGUCGCUUGAUCAUGUUAUUGGUGGUGGCCUGGCAGUUGGCACAGUUCUUCUCGUUGAGGAAGACACUUAUGGGAGUUACGCCAAACUGAUGCUGAAAUACUAUGUGGCUGAAGCGGUGAUGACCAAACAGUCAGUGUUUCUGUGUAGUGCUGAUGGAAGUGUGCGGCAGCUUGUCAAGGAGUUACCAGCUGCUGUAGAUGAAGUGUAUUCUCAAGCUGCUACAAAGAUGACCUCCUCACCAGUCCCCAGUGUAGGUCAUCCUCCUACCAGUAAACAAGUGACAGGUGAUCCCAGCUCUACUGCAACAAGCACAGAUGAAAAAAUGAAAAUUGCUUGGCGAUAUCAGAACAGUCCAAAAGUUCAGGUGGUCCCAUCGGCAGGUACACAGUUUGGCCACUAUUAUGACCUGACUAAAACCAUGAAUGCGGAUAUAGUUGAUAGGUCGGAUAUAACAUACGGGUCUCCUGUGGAAGUCGGACAGAUGAGCAUGAACCCACACUACUGCCAAUUGCUUCAGGAAAUCAAAAACAAGAUUGAGGCAGGAUGUUUUGGUACUGGACAAGAAGUGGACAAACGGUCAGUCCUCCGUAUAGGUAUUCAUUCUCUUGGUUCCCCACUGUGGGGAGAGAAUGGCGGAGCAUGCAGUAAAGGUGAAAACCUAGACCCUUCACUUCCUUUGUUUCUGUUAGCUUUGAGAGGAGUCCUGAGAACAGCUUUUGCUACAGCCAUGAUCACCAUGCCUACACAUCUGUUCAGUGAGAGGGUAUUUAUACACCGAGUACAACGGCUGGCAGACACAGUGAUCCGACUGGACAGUUUUGCUGGCUCUGACAAGGAAAAGAAUGCCGUGUUUAAAGAGUAUCAUGGUCUCCUUCAUCUUCUACAACUACCACGUCUCAACUCCCUGGUGCCAGCACAACCAGAAACUUCAGACCUAGCUUUCAAACUGAGGAGAAAGAAAUUUACAAUUGAGUUGCUAUUUGUGUGUGUGUGUAACAGCUCAGGCUCUGGGUGUGCCUCCAACACAACUGCUGACUUGUCCUUCUGA
This is a messenger RNA of Candidula unifasciata, 1164 nucleotides long. The record is from the annotation of a GenBank genome assembly. NCBI's taxonomy places the organism in Eukaryota, Metazoa, Mollusca, Gastropoda, Stylommatophora, Geomitridae.